Messenger RNA from Prorocentrum cordatum, 1592 nucleotides. The record is from the annotation of a GenBank genome assembly. NCBI's taxonomy places the organism in Eukaryota, Dinophyceae, Prorocentrales, Prorocentraceae.
AGUCUUCUUGGCCCAUGCCAGCGUGGCUCAAGCUGCGCCGGCGCCGAACAUGCAGGAAGCUCGGAGGCCUGGAAAUUGGCACCAACACCAAGACAGAGGGUUGCCUCCACAGGGGGAAGAUGAUCCUAGAUUGUCGGUGUUGGUGGCAAUAGUUCGGCCACCCUGGAAGCCGAAAUAUUGCCACCAUCACCGAGAUCGGGAUCUUCUUCCCCCGGUGGAGGCACACCGCCGCAAUCGGUGUUGGUGUCAAUCUCUAGGCCCUGCGAGAAGCUGCGCCGGCGCCGAACAUGCAGGAAACAUUUUUUUUUUCUUGUGGCAUCGUCGAGCCCAGGCAUCUUCGAGCCCAUCUUCGAGCUCGCUUCUCCUCCUCCUCCUCCUCCUCCUCCUCCUCCUCCUCCUCCUCCUCCUCCUUUCCUCCUCUGUGCAGGAAGCAUCCCUGCACGCCCUCGAGACGACCGGCACGCUCCGGGGCGCGCUGCUGCAGCUGUGCCCCCGCGGCCUCGCGCGCCUGGGCGGGGGCUCGCGCGGGCUGCGCGCGGCCGUGGGUGCGGAGCUCCCGCGGCUGGCGCGCUGGCACGGCCUCCCGGCGGCAGGUUCGCUGGAGGUGAUCGCGGUUGCGGCGUUGGCCCAGGCCGUCGGCGACGUGUUCUUCGAGCGGGCGUCCGAUGUCUUGCGAUCCGACAGCGAGCCCGUCAUCGACGCCCUGGCCGCGCUCCUCAGCGCGCACCGCCGAUGCAGGGUUUUUGUCGCCGGGCACUGCGGCAGAGGAUGUCCCUCCGACUUCGCGCCCAGCUUUACGCGCAUGCGCGGCAAGGCGGUGCUUCGGGCGGUGGUCGAGCGGGCGGGCUUGCGGGGCCACGUCGGGAGCGCGCUCCUGCUGGACCACGAGCGCAAACCGCGGCUCUUCUACUGUGGAUGUGCAGCGUCAGUGGCCGCGCGCGACAUCGCGCACGCUGGCGCGACGCCGUUGGGUGACGCGCAUCCCCGUCUCGACUUCUCAAAGGCCGAGGUCCGUGUUGAGCUAGUGCAUCGAGGCGCGGACCAAAUCGUCGAGUACCAGCGAGGGCGGCGGUGGUGGCUGGCUCAGCCAGGCGGCGCCCCAGCCCUUCAUCCAGACGGGCCAGACUGGAUCCCCUUCAACGAGUUAGACCUUCGAGAGUGCAGCGAGGACGGCGGGGUCGGCGACGAUAGCGACGGCGGGGAUGCCUGACGGACCCGGAGUCAGCUGAGACUUAGUGUUCCGCGUGCACGUCGUGCACAAGCCAUGAAGCUGUUUCGACCUACGUGCUCGACUUCUCGACCUCCUCGUUCUCCUCGUCGUCGUCUUCCUCCUCGUCCUCCUUCGUCCCCCGUGUGCUUCACAUCCGCAUGUUAUUUUUCCCAAGGGGCUUCCAGUGAAGCCGGGGCACGCAGCUUUGUUUACCCGUGGCCGCGCAUUGAUGUAUCGCGUGGUGUCGCGGAUGGAGACAGGCGUGCGCGCUUGGAAUCAUUGCUCUGGAGCUGCCCCAGCCAGCACUGCGCGCGAGACCCAGAUUUCCGACGACUCGAUGUUGUCUGAGUUCCCAACCCCCGGAGCUCUCGACCCCUUCCCG